Myodes glareolus (Bank vole) is the source of this 1136-nucleotide messenger RNA. Lineage: Eukaryota; Metazoa; Chordata; Mammalia; Rodentia; Cricetidae. The record is from RefSeq and is a predicted model, not a curated record.
AUGGCCUUCUCUCCACAAUCUAGAGUAUGUUAUCCUGUUCAUGAAAACUCUGAAGAUCAACAAAGUAAGAUCAACAAAGAAGCUCCCGAUUCCACUAGGAUGAGCGAAGCAGGCGUUGAAGACUUUCAGACUAAAACUGAGGAAGAAACCAUAUACUGCAAUAUCUAUGACACCCAGCAGAUGGUGUGGGUCCUGGCAGGAAAUUCUUUAAUAGCAGUGCCUGCUAGCAGCAAUGUCAAGCCUGUCAUUCUAAGAAUGAUAGCAUGUAGAGACACAGAAUUCCAAGAUAAUGAAAAAGGUAAUCUAGUUUUUCUGGGAAUCAAGGGCAAAAGUCUUUGCCUGUUCUGUGCUGAAAUCGCGGGCACACCGACUUUGCAGCUUAAGGAUAUAGACAUCAUGACAAUUUACAAGGAGAGAAAAGCACAGAAAGACUUUCUCUUCUACCACAGCACAGAGGGCUCCACUUGUGCCUUCCAAUCAGUCUCCUAUCCUGGCUGGUUCAUAAGCACCCCUGCCACAGCAAGACAGACAGUCACCCUCACACAACAGAGGGGUAAAACUACUAGCACCAACUUCUACUUAGAGUCUGAAGAUUAAAGUCCAGCAUGGGCCAUAUGUGUCCAGGCCAAAGAAUCAAACUGCUGGAGAAUUCUUUACUUGAAAACACAGCAAGGCAUUGUAAAAGACCACUGUGUCACCUCUUCACCAGACGUCCAUGUUGAAGGGUCACUCAUCUGAACAUCAUUCCAGUGUGAAGCCUGAGAAUCACUUUUAUCCUUUUCUGAUCUUGUCCAACCAUCCAUUCAUCUACCAAGUACAGUCAAGUCACAGACUUACAUGCAACUCUCCCUCCCUGUUCUCACAGCAGCCCAUGGGCAGAGAUAUAGAUUCCAGUCAGUGCAAGAUUCUUCCUUCUUAACUUUACAUAUGCUUAUUGUAAAUAUGAUAAAUUCCAAAAAGAUAAAUGUCAAGAAUGAAGCAAUAUAAAAGAAGAUUUUAUGUGUCUUUCUGAUCGUGACAGAUUCAGAACAUCAUCAUUUAAUAAUUUGACGCACAGUAUAUACUUUUAUUAUGGUGACUGCUAACCAAAGUGAAUAUAAAAUGAAUCCAAAUUUCAGAGAGCUGUUUACAUUAAC